CAUGCGCAUUCUGCGUCUCUCUCCGCUGCGAGUCCAACCAGAGGACCCGCCGACAGCGCACUCCAGACACGCCCCCGCAUUCAUCAAGCGGACCGCGCCCACUCUCCGCCGCAGCCGGCUGCAGGACACACCUGUGACUGACGAUGAGCAGCAUAAAAGACCAGUGGACACAGGGAUCCGGGCGGGAACUUAGUUCCAAAUGCGUACCAAUUCUCCGUCGCCCGCAAGGUGAGCUGUGCGUCUCACUCUUUUCCCUGGAUCUCCCUCUGGAUUCUGACUGCCUCCUUUGUACCUCGACUCCUCGCUCGUUUGACCUGAACCCUCUGCCUGCCCCACGGACUUCCGCGUUCUCUUUUGUCAACACUUGGGUAAAACACACUUCAGUUAAUUUACACACUUAGAGUAACACCAUACACUCUAUAGUUUUUGCCACGCUCCAUUUACUUAGUAUGUUUUCUGUUGAUUUAUUAUUACAUAUAUAUAUUAAUAAAUAUUUGGACAUACUGCCACCUGGUGUCCGUUUGCCGUCACGUCCUCCCUUAGUAAACCAUAACAGUAAGUUCCCGCCAGAAAAAUUAAAUAGUAGGACCUGACGGCACAGUAUUUUUUUUGUUGUUGUUGUUUUCAUAGCCCCCAGUGACUUUAGCUCUGUCCCAGUGACUUUUUGUUUGUUUUUUUUUGUUUUCUCGCCUUUCCUCCUUCCUUUUUGCCCCUGUCACGAUGUCUUUUUCCUCCACCAUGGACAAUUUUUAUAGCCCUCAACACUCCGUCAAGGGACUGUUUAAUUUCAAUACGGGGAGGGAUGAAUUUGCCCGGCGCCUGGCCACCCACCUCCCACCCUUAGUGACAAUUCCUCAGUCAGCUGGAGGCGUUUGGCAUCCGCGUUCGGAAGGAGGGGAUAGUGCUGGUGACUGUGCUGAUAUGGUGGCGCAUCUACACCCAGCCAGGCAAACCCCUGCCAUACCUAUACCAUCUGUUUUUCAUUUUUGUACUGGUGGCUGUGCUAAUGUGGUAGCACAGCUGCAACCAGACAGACUUCCCCCUGCCCGAGAUAUCCCACCUAUCUUCCGUUUUUCCCAGCCGCAGCCACCAGUCCCCUGGCUAGCCUCCGAGCUAGUACCUGUCCCGAAGCUAGCACCUGAGCUAGCACCAGCCCCUCGACUAGCCCCCGAGCUAGCACAAGACCCACAGCUAGUCUCCGAGCUAGCGCCAGUCCCCGAGCUAGCCUCCGAGCUAGCGCCAGUCCCCGAGCUAGCGCCAGUCCCCGAGCUAGCCCCCGAGCUAGCGUCAGUCCCCGAGCCAGCCCCCGAGCUAGCGUCAGUCCCCGAGCCAUCCCCCGAGCUAGCGUCAGUCCCCGAGCCAGCCCCCGAGCUAGCGUCAGUCCCCGAGCCAGCCCCCGAGCUAGCGUCAGUUCCCGAGCCAGCCCCAGAGCUAGCGUCAGUUCCCGAGCCAGCCCCCGAGCUAGCCCCAGUCCCCGAGCCAGCCCCCGAGCUAGCACCAGCCCCUUGGCAAGCCCCUGAGCUAGCACCUGUCCCCAGGCUAGCCUGUGAGCUAGCACCCAUACCUAGGCUGGCCCUGACCUCCGCCCCUCAGCCAGUAGCACUGGCUUCAGCUCCUCAGCCAUCUCCUCGUGUCCGGCGGGCUGCAGCACGGCGCCGCCCACCUCCUUGUGUCCGGCGGUCCUCACUACAGUGCCGUCCACCUCCUCGUGUCCGGCAGCCCGCACCAGGGCACCAUUCGCGCCCGCUUUACCGACGGCCAAGACGUCGACCGUUCUUUGGUCGUCCACUUCGCCGGCCGCAGCGGCGGUCCACCCGACGCCGCCACCAGACUUGUCCCCGAUGGCUUCUGAGACACUUGGGCUGGCGACCCACCACCAGUUCACCCCUCCACCCUCCCUUGAUUUUUGUUCCUGCUUUUGGGGGUGUUCAGAUUCUAGGACAUCUGGAAUCUGUCCAUAGGGGGGGGAUACUGUUGUGGGACAUGCGCAUUCUGCGUCUCUCUCCGCUGCGAGUCCAACCAGAGGACCCGCCGACAGCGCACUCCAGACACGCCCCCGCAUUCAUCAAGCGGACCGCGCCCACUCUCCGCCGCAGCCGGCUGCAGGACACACCUGUGACUGACGAUGAGCAGCAUAAAAGACCAGUGGACACAGGGAUCCGGGCGGGAACUUAGUUCCAAAUGCGUACCAAUUCUCCGUCGCCCGCAAGGUGAGCUGUGCGUCUCACUCUUUUCCCUGGAUCUCCCUCUGGAUUCUGACUGCCUCCUUUGUACCUCGACUCCUCGCUCGUUUGACCUGAACCCUCUGCCUGCCCCACGGACUUCCGCGUUCUCUUUUGUCAACACUUGGGUAAAACACACUUCAGUUAAUUUACACACUUAGAGUAACACCAUACACUCUAUAGUUUUUGCCACGCUCCAUUUACUUAGUAUGUUUU
This is a messenger RNA of Nerophis ophidion (straightnose pipefish), 2438 nucleotides long. Its product is annotated as skin secretory protein xP2-like. The coding region runs from base 721 to 2175 and encodes 484 amino acids. NCBI's taxonomy places the organism in Eukaryota, Metazoa, Chordata, Actinopteri, Syngnathiformes, Syngnathidae. The transcript is spliced from 3 exons. The record is from RefSeq and is a predicted model, not a curated record.